UCACCAAGACACGGACCGACACCGCACCAACCCCUCCUCUCUCUCGCUCGCUGUAGUCGGGAGAGAAGCAUGCAGCGGCAGUCGCUCGGGUCGCCGGGCGCGAAGCUCCAGAUGAGCGGAGCCGCCGGCGGAGGGGACAAGGAGGAGAGGCGAAGGAGCGCUGGUGGAGCGGCGGCGGUGACGGUGCCGGAGGAGGAGCAGAUCAAGGCCGAGAAGCUGAUCCGAUCGAACUCGAGGACGGAGAGAUCCAUCCACCUCAUCCCUCUCCUCACCGUCCUCUGCUUGCUCCUCCUCUACCUCAUCUCCCAUGACCCCACGCCCAUAGAAUUGGAAAAGCUCGGCGGCGACGCCCGUCUUCUGUUCGACAACGCGGGAUCGUCGACGGAGAUCGGGCGAAAUAUCGGGGCCGGGAUCGGCGGCGUAACGGCGAUUCGGAGUCAUCGGGGGCUGAAGGAGGCGAGGAAGCUCCGGCACCGGAAGCUGGGGAGGUUCUCCUAAUGGCCGCGCACGUGCGACGGCGUUUGGCUAGGCUCUCCGCACGUGAGUACUCCUGUCUUGACACGUGCCGGACUGUGCUGAUCGAAACCAGGGGGUGAUUUGCUUUGUUGUAUGGGCGUCGGUUGCAUUGAUUCGCACUUGCGCUGGAUUAAUUCACUGUCAAUACGAUAAUUUUUCUAUUAUUUUGAAAAAAUAACAAAAAAAAUGCCCUUAUUUUUUUUUGUAAAA
Messenger RNA from Phoenix dactylifera (date palm), 726 nucleotides. RefSeq lists its product as uncharacterized. The record is from RefSeq and is a predicted model, not a curated record. Lineage: Eukaryota; Viridiplantae; Streptophyta; Magnoliopsida; Arecales; Arecaceae.